AUGUUCAAACGAAGCCUUGUCGUUGUAUCAGCUCUGGCAGCUUAUGUUUCUGCCCAGACCGACCAACCAUCCGACCAAUGUACGGCGGCACUCUCGCAGAUUGCGCUGAAUCCUGAAGCUGCAUCCUGCUUGAAUACUGUUCCCCUCAUUUCUGUUCUCACCGGAAACUCGUCUUCCCCCCUUCUUCCAACUUUGAAGACAUGGAUAACUGGCAUGUGCAAUGCUGCUCCUUGUAGCAACGAAACACUCGCUGCAGUCGUCCAAAACGUUACUACUGGAUGUGCAGAAGACUUUGCUGCCUACAACCUCACCGAGGAUGGCGGUGGAGUAUUGACCACUAUCCAACAAUACUACCCUACUGUCCGCAAGGUCCUUUGCUUGCAAGAGAGCGGUGAUAAUUGUGUUGUCAAGACUGUCGAGGCCGUUGAGGCCAAGGUUGGAGAACUAACCCUCGACAAUAUCAUCGCGACUGGCCUCAACUCGUCGCUGAUCGCUUCGGACAUUAUUUGCACCGACUGCGUCAAGGCUGCGUACAAUAUCGUUGUACAAGAUAUCCCUCAGCUAGGUUCUGGGGGUCUCACAGGUGGAGCUGAGUCUCUCUGUGGCGCCAAUUUCACUGAUGGCGAUACCCCAGAAAACAUCUCAGAAUCCUCUAACGAGGAAUCUUCCACCGAUGGGGAUUCCGGUGACGCCCAAAACGUAUACCUCGGUCUUGCUGCUUCUUCCGUUGCUGCCAUUUCGACCGUCUUCACUCUAUUCCUUUGAACAAUGGAGUCAUGACCAGUGAUUACGAUAGGGCUGGAACCUAUGCACCAGCACACCCUUUCACGUCUUUACGUAUAUACUAGAGGAUUAUGGACUUGAAUAUAAUUACCCUGUAUUGACCUGU
Molecule: messenger RNA, 889 nt
Organism: Coprinopsis cinerea okayama7#130
Lineage: Eukaryota; Fungi; Basidiomycota; Agaricomycetes; Agaricales; Psathyrellaceae
Exons: 4
Coding region: 1-765 (254 amino acids)
Source: RefSeq, a predicted model, not a curated record